GAGCGCUUCCCACUCACAGUGACCGUGAAGAGAAGCUGUGGUCUGAGUAGCUGAGUGUGAAGUGAGGAUAGGGGCGGGGGAAGAUCGAGCUAGCGACGGAGAGACGACAAGGGAGCGCGCGCGAGAUGGCCGCGGCGAGAGGCAUUGCCGCCGUGACGACGGCGCUGGCCGUGGCCGUGGCGGCGGCGCUCGCGCCGGCCGCGCGCGGGGUCGACCGGAGCGAGUUCCCGCCGGGAUUCCUCUUCGGCGCCGCGACGUCCGCUUACCAGGUUGAGGGCGCGUACCUCGAGGACGGCAAGGGCCUUUGCAAUUGGGAUGUCUUCACCCACACGCACUCAAGAGGAAUAAGGGACGGAAGAAAUGGGGACGUAGCAGAUGACCACUACCAUCGAUAUAUGGGAGAUGUGGAGAUCCUGCAUUCCCUGGGCGUCAACUCCUACAGAUUCUCGAUUUCAUGGGCAAGGGUUCUACGAAGAGGUCGGCUUGGUGGUGUUAAUUCAGAUGGGAUAGCAUUCUACAACCGCCUGAUCGAUGCGCUCUUGCAGAAAGGAAUACAGCCAUUCGUCACACUGAAUCAUUUCGACAUGCCGCACGAACUGGAAAUCCGAUGCGGUGGCUGGUUGGGCGCUGGGAUCCGGGAGGAGUACGAGCACUACGCGGACGUCUGCUUCAGGGCGUUCGGCGACCGGGUCAAGUUCUGGACGACGUUCAACGAGCCCAACCUGUUCACCAAGUUCCAGUACAUGCUGGGCGCGUACCCGCCGAACCACUGCUCGGCGCCGUUCGGAAGCUGCAACAGCGGCGACUCUCACAGGGAGCCGUACGUCGCCGCGCACAACAUCAUACUGUCCCACGCCGUCGCCGUCCGCAACUACAAGGAGAAUUAUCAGGCAAAGCAAGGCGGCUCGAUCGGGAUUGUGAUCGCGAUGAAAUGGUAUGAGCCGCUGACGAAUACCACGGAGGAUAUUCUGGCCGCACGACGUGCACUGUCUUUCGAGUUAGAGUGGUUUCUGGAUCCGAUAUUCUUUGGUGAUUAUCCUAGAGAAAUGCGAGAGAUCUUACAAUCAAACUUACCGACGUUCACCUCGGAAGAGAAGAAGUUACUGCAAUACAAGGCAGAUUUUAUUGGGCUAAAUCAUUAUACAGCAAUUUACGCCAAGGAUUGCAUUUAUUCCCCGUGCAACCUUCAAACUUAUGAAGGGAAUGCAUUUGUCUUGGCUAUCGGCGAAAGAGAUGGAGUGAAAAUUGGAAGAGAUACCGCAUUCGCCGGAUACUAUGUUGUUCCAGAAGCCAUGGAGCCGGCUAUCAUGUAUGUCAGUCAGAGAUACAAGGACACGCCGGUUUAUAUUACCGAGAACGGUUACUCGCAAUCGAGUGAUGCCAGCAGGGAGGAGUUGAUGAAUGACGUCGAAAGAGUCAACUACCUGAAGGGCUAUGUCGCAUAUCUAUCUGCAGCAAUCAGGAACGGAGCAAACGUACGGGGCUACUUCGUGUGGACUCUCAUGGACAAUUUCGAGUGGACGUUUGGUUUCAGCGUAAGAUACGGACUGUACCAUGUCGAUUUCGACACACAAGAGAGGACCCCUCGGAUGUCUGCAAGGUGGUAUCAAGACUUCCUCACCGGGUCCAGCCUCACGCUCGAAGCGCAGGCACAGAGAGCAGAUUCCUGAUGCUUCCGGUGGUCGAAUGUAUAGUUAGACACAGCAGCUGUUCUCUGAACUUGUUCAGCGUGGUUGCGAUAUUAGAAUGCGUGUGGUGGCAGACAGGCAGGGAGCCCGGUGGCAAAGCACCGAGUGGAUGCCGAGCCAGUAUGGGAUCGAAUCCCACGUCCUGCACAAAUGAUUCCUCGAUAAGGUCUCUAAAGAUGACCGAGUAAAGAGGAUCUAAAUCUAAAUAAUAAUAAAAAAAGAAUACGUGUGAUGAACUGAUAA
Messenger RNA from Phragmites australis (common reed), 1931 nucleotides. Its product is annotated as beta-glucosidase 16-like. The transcript is spliced from 12 exons. Gene Ontology annotation, biological process: carbohydrate metabolic process. Bases 126 to 1670 code for a protein of 514 amino acids. Lineage: Eukaryota; Viridiplantae; Streptophyta; Magnoliopsida; Poales; Poaceae. The record is from RefSeq and is a predicted model, not a curated record. Gene Ontology annotation, molecular function: beta-glucosidase activity.